AUGUCUUUAUUGAAUUUUCGUAUAAAUAUUGCUACGGCUUUACUUAAAUCUAAUCCGCUAACACCUAUCAUAAAACAUGGUCGUCGAUCAUUAGAAUCAAGAUUAAAAUCAAACGAAAACAACUCAACAGCAACUUUACGAACUACACCACCUUUGGCUUCACCUUCUAGUACACGAUUCGACAAAUAUGAUCAUUGGCCUAUCACAACAUCAAAAGGUCCUUGUCGAAAUAAUACCUGUGAUGGAUAUACAAGAGUAUCAUGCUCUAAAUGUGAAAUUCGUUUAUGUUCGAACGAAAAAAAUAACUGUUUUGCGCAUAAUUGAACUUUUUUGUGGUCGUAAUUACUUUAUCAAUAAAUGAAAAAGCACUACAUAGUGUACUACGAUUUCUGGAAACGAAAAAAAAUUCAAAUUUUUGACCUAAAAAAAAAUUAAAAAGCAUAUAGACAAAGAUUUUUUGCCAGUUUCUUUCUGAGAGCCGGCCGGAAAGAGUUAACAUAUCCUCCUACAAUGACACCCCACAUCCUAUAUAUAAUAUUAAGAUUCCAUCAGAAGAAGUUCCGGCAAGACAGAAACAAUCGUUGUCGUAGACCGGCCAUCUUUCUAAAUCACACCUGCCUGUAUUUAGAAAUCUAUCAUAUUUCUCAAAACAAUUUCUCACUGUGGAUAGAUAUUUGUUAGCUUUAAUAUGUAUAGAACGAAACAGACAAGCAGUGUCACUGAUGGGUGUGGGGCAGAACGAUGAAAAAGAUGAUCUUCAUGGGAAUCGAACCCAUACCUC
Messenger RNA from Rotaria sp. Silwood1, 781 nucleotides. The record is from the annotation of a GenBank genome assembly. Lineage: Eukaryota; Metazoa; Rotifera; Eurotatoria; Philodinida; Philodinidae.